Molecule: messenger RNA, 3357 nt
Organism: Quercus lobata
Lineage: Eukaryota; Viridiplantae; Streptophyta; Magnoliopsida; Fagales; Fagaceae
Product: receptor-like protein EIX2
Exons: 1
Coding region: 1-3108 (1035 amino acids)
Molecular function (GO): protein binding
Source: RefSeq, a predicted model, not a curated record
AUGAUGAUGAUGGAGGGUUCCUUGUUGAGAAUUACUUUAACCCUUUUCCUUUGUUUGCUCACUAUUCAUCCUAAUUUCUGCACUGCCCACUCUGAGGUUCGUUGCAUUGAAAGCGAGCGACACGCCCUUCUCAACUUCAAGCAUGACCUUCUAGAUCCUUCAAACCGGCUUGCCUCUUGGGCAUCUGACGUGGAUUGUUGUGACUGGGUCGGUGUUCUCUGCCACAACGUCACCAGUCAUGUCCUCCAACUCCAUCUCCGAAGCUUUUUUCCUGUGAGAGACGAGUUUUCAACUGAUGAUGACCAAAGGCAAAGGGAUGCUCAAUACGAAGCUUAUGAGAGGUCAGUGUUCGGCGGUAAGAUAAAUCCUUCUCUGCUUGAUUUGAAGCAUUUGAUUUACUUAGACCUCAGCUACAAUGAUUUUGGUGGUACUCACAUUCCCAAAUUCCUCGGUUCAAUGGGGAGAUUAAGAUAUCUUAAUCUUUCCCGUGCGGGAUUUGUGGGAUUGAUUCCUCAUCAACUUGGGAAUCUCUCUAAUUUGCACUAUCUCAAUCUUGGACUUAAUUAUUAUGAAAAUAAUAAUUUAUAUGUCAAGAACCUUCAAUGGCUCUCUGGUCUUCCUUUACUACAACACCUUGAUUUGAGAAUUGCAAACCUUAGCAAAGCCUCUGAUUGGCUACAGGAGAUAAACAAACUCCCUUCCUUGUUAGAGUUGCAAUUGUCAGAUUGUGAACUUUCUCAUUUCAUCCCACCACCGAUACCCAAUAUUAACUUUUCAUCUCUCACCACCCUCGAUCUUUCAUCCAACCGUGGUUUCUAUUUUCAAAACACUUCGAUUCUGUUUUGGGUCUUUGAUCUUCACAGCCUGGUUUCUCUUGAUCUAUCUGACAAUCAGCUUCAAGGUCCAAUCCCUGUUCAUCUCCAGAACUUGACUUCACUUAGGCACCUCGAUCUAUCUUAUAACAAUCUCAACUCUUCAAUCCCUAAUUGGCUCUACAGUUGUAAUCAUCUUGAGUUCCUCGACCUCGGCACCAAUAUUUUGCAAGGUACAAUCUCUAGUUCCAUUGGAAACCUAACAUCUGCCAUUAGCAUAGUCUUGUCAAACAAUGAACUUGAAGGAAAGGUACCAAGAUCUUUGGGUAAUCUCUGCAGCUUAAGGGAAAUUAGAUUGUCAUACAACAAAUGGAGUCAAGAGAUAUCUGAAAUCUUUGAAAGUCUAACACGAUGUGUUACAAAUGGACUAGAGAUCUUAGAUUUGUCUAGUGCUCAACUGUCUGGGCAGUUGAUUGAUGAUCUUGGGCAAUUUAAAAAUCUGGUCAUCCUUUCUUUGGGGUAUAAUUCAAUUUCAGGUCCAAUUCCAUGGUCUAUAGGAAAUCUUUCCUCUUUGAGAUCCUUGGACCUUAUGAGGAAUCAAAUUAAUGGAACUCUCCCUCAAAUCUUUGGACAACUCUCCAAAUUAAAGUCUCUGUAUAUUGGUUUCAAUAUGUUGGAGGGUGUGGUGUUAGAAGUUCAUUUUGCCAAUUUAAUGAGAUUAAAAACACUUUUUGCAUCUCAAAACCAACUGACUUUAGAAGUAAGUGACAGUUGGACCCCUCCUUUUCAACUCAACUCUUUAGUUUUGGAAUCAUGGAAUUUAGGGCCCAAAUUUCCUUCAUGGCUCUGUUCACAAAAGCAACUUUUGAGCUUGGACAUAUCCAACACAGGGAUUUCAGAUGCAGUUCCUCCUUCCUUUUGGAACUUGACUUCUCAGCUUACUUAUCUAAAUAUCUCUCAUAAUCAAAUCUAUGGAGAGAUUCCACAUAUCCCAAUGAUUUUGUCCUAUGAUUCAAUAAUAAUUGAUAUGCGUUCAAAUAACUUCACAGGUCCAUUACCUUGUAUAUCCUCAAAUGUGACCUUUCUUGAUCUUUCUAACAAUUCACUAUCCGGAUCUAUUUCUCACUUUUUGUGUUACAAGAUGAAUGAGCCAAAAAAUAUGCAGUUCCUCAAUCUUGGAAAAAAUCUUUUAUUAGGGAAAUUAAGUAAUUGUUGGAUGAUGUGGAAAAACUUGUAUGCCCUAAAUUUGGGAAAAAACAAUUUCACUGGUACAAUUCCAACCUCCAUUGGAUCUUUGGUUCGUCUUUCGUUUUUGCACCUAGACAACAACAGAUUCUCUGGAAAAUUACCAUCCUCUUUGAAAAAUUGUAAAGAUUUGGUGACCAUUGAUGUUGCUAAGAAUGAUUUUGUUGGAAGCAUACCUUCUUGGAUAGGACAUAGACUUUCAAGCUUGGUGAUUCUUAACCUUCACUCAAAUAAUUUUCAUGGUUACAUUCCAGAAGAACUCUGUUCUCUAACGUCACUCCAAAUCUUGGACCUUUCACAUGAUAUGCUAUUUGGAAGCAUACCUAGAUGUGUCCACAAUUUUAGUGCCAUGGCCACAGGUAACAAUUCAAAUUAUCCCUUUCUUUUAUAUUACUCAUUCACAGGAUAUAAUUCUCGGCCUUUUGAAAGUCAAUCGGUUGUGAUUAAGGGAAAAGAUCUUGAGUAUUCCACCACUCUUCAACUGGUAAAACUUAUAGACCUUUCCAACAACAAUUUAUCAGGUGAGAUCCCUGAAGAAGUGACUCGUCUCAAAGGAUUACAAUCAUUGAAUUUGUCAUUUAAUAUCUUGACUGGAAGAAUUCCUGAGAAAAUAGGUGAUUUGGGAUUUGUGGAGUCUAUUGAUUUCUCAAGCAACCAACUUUCUGGUCGAAUUCCUCAAAGUAUGUCAAGUUUGACAUUUUUAAGUCAAUUGAACUUGUCAAACAACAAUUUGAUUGGGAGAAUCCCGUCAAGCACUCAACUACAAAGUCUCAAUGCAUCCAAUUUUUUUGGAAACAAACUUUGUGGACCUCCACUUACUGAUAAUUGUACUAUAAAGGACGUACAACCAAACAUUGAAAAUAAAGAAAGCAAAGUUUUUAGUGGACUUGUGGUAGAUUGGUUUUAUGUGUUCAUGGCACUUGGGUUUGUUGUUGGAUUUUGGGUUGUAUUGGGUCCUUUACUGUUGAACAGGCAAUGGAGGGUUUUGUACUUUCAAUUCUUGGAUCACCAAGGGUACAAGCUUAGGGGUGUAGUGACACAAACUUGGUAGUGUUGUAAGUAAUUGUUGUAAGAUUCUUAAUAUUUAGUGCAAAUGUCACGUAAUCAUAUUAAUCAGUAGUUUGAUGAUUUCUUUAUGAUCUUGAAGGUCAUAACUUCUUGUAUUACUUGUUAUAUUCGCUCCAUUAACAUUUAUGAAUAUGAUGUUUCUUCUUAUGAACGUCUAUGUCAGUCCAAUUUGUAGUUUUAUGAUUCCUAUAGAUUAAUGGUGUAAAAUUACAUUUAAGUUCUUAAAUGUAAU